Mizuhopecten yessoensis (Yesso scallop) is the source of this 2646-nucleotide messenger RNA. RefSeq names its product mitochondrial-processing peptidase subunit alpha-like. NCBI's taxonomy places the organism in Eukaryota, Metazoa, Mollusca, Bivalvia, Pectinida, Pectinidae. The record is from RefSeq and is a predicted model, not a curated record. The coding region runs from base 51 to 1640 and encodes 529 amino acids. Gene Ontology annotation, cellular component: mitochondrion. Gene Ontology annotation, molecular function: metalloendopeptidase activity; metal ion binding. The transcript is spliced from 12 exons.
AGCUGCCGCCAUGUCAAUGAAAGCAUCCGAGAGUCUCCGCACUAUCGAAAAUGGCGACUCCCAUGUGGACUCGAACCGUCCGUCAAGGUUGUUGUCGACUUUGUCUUCUACAGAAUGUGAAACCCAGAAAGUUCAGCAGUAAAGGACAAGCACCUAGUGGCUUUUCCAAAGUUUCAUUGUCAAAGCGGUUACCGGGGUUACCACUUCCAAAGUAUGCUACUGUUGAAAACCAGAAACAGGUGACACAGGUGACUACACUAGAAAAUGGACUGCGAGUGGCGUCGGAGAACAAAUUUGGACACUUCUGUACUGUAGGAGUUUUAGUCGACUCUGGAUCAAGAUAUGAAGUUGCUUAUCCAAGCGGAAUAUCACAUGUUUUGGAAAAAUUAGCCUUUAAUUCCACAACACAAUAUAGCCGUGAACAAAUUUUUGAGAUCUUAGAAAAACAUGGUGGAAUCACAGAUUGCAUGUCGGCCAGAGAUACAUUGAUUUAUGCCAUGUCAGCAGAGUCGACGGCACUUCCUUUAUUGUCCAACAUUCUGGCUGAGGUUACCCUCAGGCCACAGUUCACAGAACAAGAGAUUGAGGAUACCAGGAACAUAGUGGAAUAUGAGCUUGAAUCUGUGGAAACAAACCCUCAACCUGAACCCAUACUUAUAGAAUUGUCACAUGCAGCGGCGUACCAGAAUAACACAUUAGGUCUGCCCAAGCUGUGUCCGAAGGAGACCAUCCCCAUCAUAGACCGCAGCACCCUUCUGUCUUACAUGUACCACCAUCACACUCCCGACAGGAUGGUGGUAGCCGGCGUUGGUGUUGAUCACCAGCAGUUUGUUGAAGCGGUCAAGGAAAGCUUUCUAAACAAACAGCCAGUAUGGCAGGAUGACCCCAAACUCAUCCACCCAUCGGCUGCCUGUGAUAAAUCUGUAGCUCAGUAUACAGGUGGUGAUGUCAGGGUAAAUAAGGACUUGUCGGACGUUAGUCUGGGCCCUAACCCCAUGCCUGACCUUGCCCACCUCGUCAUAGGCUUGGAGAGCUGUUCCCACAAGGAGGAGGAUUUUGUGGCGUUCUGUGUACUUAACAUCCUACUGGGGGGUGGCAGUUCCUUCUCCUCAGGAGGACCUGGCAAGGGCAUGUACACCCGUCUUUAUACCAACGUUCUCAACAGAUACCAUUGGAUAAAUAGUGCAUCUGCUGUGAAUAACGCUUACGAAGACACAGGUUUCUUCUGCAUCCAUUGUAGCUCUCAUCCAGACCGGUUGGGUGAGCUGGCUGAGGUUAUCAUUCAGGAACUGUGUAAUACAGCUGGCAACAUUCGUAAUGACGAGCUGGAACGAGCCAAGACCCAGCUACAGUCCAUGUUACUGAUGAACCUAGAGAUGCGUCCCGUCAUGUUUGAGGAUGUCGGGCGGCAGGUCCUCGCCAAUGGAUACAGACGGCCCGUUGAGUACUAUUUUGAGGCUAUCGGUAAGAUCACAGCUGCUGAUGUACAAAGGGUGGGAAGUCGCAUGCUGAAGACAAAGCUGAGUGUGGCCGCCUACGGAAACCUGAAGAAACUACCAUCCUACGAGGACAUGCAGUCUCUCUUAAGUGGGAAAACAAGCUUCUAUAAACAGUACAACCCGUUCAGAAUGAUGCGGUGAUUAUGGAUUGUCAUAGUCUAUUUAAGAUUUAUAUCUUGUUUUGGAAGAUUAAGACCCAAGUGAGCAUUGUUGAAUAUAACUUGAGAUGACAGUUCUGUAAUCAGGAUGGCUGCUAUGGAGAAGCACCCCAAGGGAGCAACUACAAUUUGUUGAUGUUGUAUACAGUGUUUCAAUUGACUGUAUGUUGUUUUAAGAUGGGGUUUUUUUGUCUGAGAAGAAAUAUUCACCUUCAAUGAGCGUCAGAGACAUUGUCUUCAAGCUGAAAGACAUUGUGUGUGGUUCUUGUAGUCCUUUUAGUUGAUUUAUUCUCCAAAGUGAUUUCAUAGAAUAUUUCCUUCGAGUCCAAGCACGUAUAUACUGGAUCUCUCCAGAGUCAGAACAUGCUACUGUAAGAAAUACAUGAAGUUUAAUCUUCUUGAAAUAACAUAUCCUUAUAGGGUUUAUUUUUAUGAUUUCAUUAAAUAUGGUGUUUUAAGAACUAAAACCUUGAUAAUGGUUUGACAGAGAUUGAAAUACAACCUUUGGGAAAGGUAGUAGACUAUUGCUACAUGUUAAGGAUAUCAGCUCAUCCACGGAUGUACAAGUUGAUUACAAAAUAAGGAUAUCAGCUCAUCUACUGAACAGGUUCUCUACCUGUUAAAACGUGUACGUCUCUAGGUAUUCAGAGUAUGCCAACAACACUGAGUAAAGUACGCCAACAACACUGUGAGUAAAGUAUGCCAACAACACUGUGAGUAAAGUACGCCAACAACACUGAGUAAAGUACGCCAACAACACUGUGAGUAAAGUGUGCCAACAACACUGUGAGUAAAGUACGCCAACAACACUGUGAGUGGUGAUGCAACAACAGUGUACAUUGUAGAAAUCUAGUACAUGUAUUUAAGAAUAUCACCUCAUCUUUUAUCUUGCAUUUUAUUGUUGGAAAGAAUGCUGAAUAUGCAUGUUCUAUGUUUUUGAAAAAAAUCUAUUGUUUAAUGAAAAUAAAUACAAUCUUGACAAACCUUAA